UUGGAAAAUUUGCAGCCUGAGAUUAAAAAACUAGCUGAGCGUCUUCGCUAUGAAGUUUCUGUUCGUGGAAAGCAAGUGGGUUGGUCCGAAAAAGUGGCCAGGUUCCAUUUUAAGAAGAACCUGCGGAGGAUUAUUACGGAACUGUACGUUCGAGACAACUGCCAUCCCUUCAAAGCCACUUUAGUGGCGUGGGUACAGCUUCCGAUGUGGGUUUGCGUGUCCCUUGCUUUGCGCAACUGCAGCGUCGGUGCCGCGGGCCCGGAAGUUCAAGAGCAGUUUUCAGCAGGCGGAGCGUUGUGGUUUACGGACCUCACUGCACCAGAUUCUACGUGGAUUUUGCCAGUUUCGCUCGGGCUCGUGAAUCUGCUGAUAGUGGAGAUCUUUGCUUCGCCAAAAAUGAAAGUUUCCAGAUUGCAGAAGUUUGUGACGAAUUUCUUUCGAGUGGUGUCAGUAGUAAUGAUCCCUGUUGCCGCAACGGUCCCCUCUUCCAUGGCGUUGUACUGGCUGUCCUCGAGCUGCGUGGGACUCUCGCACAACCUGCUGCUGCGCUCUCCGACCUUUCGUCGCCUGUGUCGCAUACCAAGGACCAGCUCCGACUCGGCUACUCCUUACAGGGAUAUUGUGUCUGCGCUGACUGCCAAAUACAGUUUUAAGAAAUGA
Messenger RNA from Balearica regulorum gibbericeps (East African grey crowned-crane), 660 nucleotides. NCBI's taxonomy places the organism in Eukaryota, Metazoa, Chordata, Aves, Gruiformes, Gruidae. The record is from RefSeq and is a predicted model, not a curated record.